Messenger RNA from Limulus polyphemus (Atlantic horseshoe crab), 3045 nucleotides. RefSeq names its product Down syndrome cell adhesion molecule-like protein Dscam2. The annotation marks the transcript as partial. The transcript is spliced from 16 exons. The record is from RefSeq and is a predicted model, not a curated record. Lineage: Eukaryota; Metazoa; Arthropoda; Merostomata; Xiphosura; Limulidae. Gene Ontology annotation, molecular function: protein binding.
CAUACACGUUUAUUUCUUUUCAUCACAGCUCAACCGCCUAUUCUGACGUCACACUUCCACGACCAUGUUGUCAAUCCAGGUUCCCAGGUUUCCUUGACAUGCGCAGCUAUGGGAAACCCUCUACCCCAAAUAACAUGGUCUACCUAUGACGAGCCAGUACAAGAUAGUAACAGAGUUCGGGUUGGUGACUACGUUAGCAGAGAUGGCGCUGUCAUAAGUUUUGUAAACUUUACACGAAUAGAGGCCUUGGAUGGAGGGAUAUAUCGGUGCACUGCAAAAAACGACAAUGGAGUUGAAGUUCAUGAAGCGCAAAUAAAUGUCAUCGGUUCUCCCGUGAUCCGUCCAAUGAAGAACAAGACAGUAGUUGGAGGAACCAAUGUGGUGAUUAACUGUCCUGUUGGAGGAUAUCCUGUGAAACACAUCACUUGGGAAAGAGAUUCCCGACAACUGCCUCUUGGAAGAAGACACAGUGUAUUUCCCAACGGGACUCUGGUAAUUAGGAGUGUUGGACGGCUCGAAGAUCAAGGGACUUAUGUCUGUACAGCUAAAGGAGAAGACGGUCGUUCAUCAAAACAGGACCUUCACCUGCAAGUGUUGGUUCCACCUGUAAUAACACCAUUUUCCUUUCCUGCUGCGCCACGAGAGGGCAUCCGUACAAGUGUGACGUGCAUCGUUCAAGAAGGGGAUCCACCUGUUCAGAUCACGUGGUUAAAAGAUGAAUCUCCACUCGAACCUGACGGAAGCCUUUUAGUAGAGCCUACCGAUAUGUUCAUGUCCACUUUAAUAUUCAAAAACCUUAAGCCAAUUCACAGCGCCACCUACACUUGUGAAGCAUCAAACGAAGCAGCAGUUGUAAACUACUCUUCUUCCUUGAUCGUCAACGCUCCUCCUCGUUGGAAAAUUGAGCCCACGGAUUUGUCCGUCGUUACCGGAAGCUCUACUACGUUACACUGUCAAGCUCUAGGAAGACCGGAACCUCGUGUUAUUUGGAAAAAAUCAACAGGUGAGCUGUCGACCCAGUACAAAACUAUUAUCAGCGGUGCUAGGGUACAAACCUUAGUCAAUGGUUCCCUAGUUAUCCACCAGGUGGCGCAGGAGGACCAAGGCCGAUAUAUGUGUGAAGCCGGUAACGGAGUAGGCUCUACCAUAAGUACUGUCUUCAAACUGAGUGUUUAUGCGCCACCUAUGUUUCAGGUGAAGUUCACCUCACUUACUGUAAAGGAAGGAAACAGAGUCAGCCUUGUAUGUGAAGCUUUUGGUGACAAACCAAUUCAUUUUACGUGGCAUAAAAACCACCAGGAACUCCAAAGUAAACAUCAGCAAAGGUACACAGUGGACACGACAGUGAACGAUGACAUCACAAGUUCCGAGUUGAUAAUCUACUCAGCCAGUAGAACGGAUUCUGGGAUCUACAUGUGUCAGGCAAGGAAUAACUGGGGCAAUGAUGACCGAAACCUUCAACUACAGGUGUUAGGUAUUCCUGAUUCACCUCGAAAAAUACAAAUCAAAAAGGUCGAAGCUCGUAGUGUCACUUUAGCUUGGUCUCAACCAUUUGAUGGAAAUAGAAAACUCGUUAAAUAUAUAGUCCACUACAAACAAGAUUUAAAUAUUGGCCGCCAGGUGGAUGAACUUAUUUUAGAGCCAGACCAAAGAGAAGUUACCAUCCGGGAUUUGCAGCCAAUGGCUCGCUACCACUUCACUUUAUUUGCUGAAAAUGACCUUGGGCGGAGUCUACCAAGUGACGUCAUAUCUGUUACGACAGACGGAGAAGCACCUCAAGACCCCCCACAAGACGUCGAGGUCGUGGCAACAACGUCCCACAGCCUACGUGUUUCAUGGAAGGCUCCAGCUUUAAGACCCGAAAAUACAAGACUUCAGGGUUAUUAUGUCGGUCAUCGAAUCUAUGGUUCAGACGAGCCCUACAUCUACAAGACUGUAAGAAAGGACAGUAAUGUGGAGGAGCUGAGUGGACUGCUUCCUGGAAGGACUUAUGAAGUUGUGGUUCAACCUUUUAACAGUAAAGGAGCGGGACCUGUUAGCAAGGAGUUUAUUGUACAGACGCUUGAAUUCGAUCCACCAAAACCGGUAAGUGUAACCACGUUAUCAUCUACGUCAUCAUCCGUUAAGCUUCAUUGGACGAGAGCCAGAGGAGAUGACCAUCCAGUGGAAGGUCACUUAAUCAACUUCCGGCCUCAGGAUGGUAAUACCUGGACUGAAAUUCAGGUGUCUGGUGACAAGAAUACACAUUCUGUGACAGAUCUACAGUGUGGAAAAACCUAUCAGUUUCAGGUUACAGCCUUCAAUAAAAUGGGAAAAAGUGAUCCCAGCAGUAUUGUUUCUGCUACGACAGACGGUUCAGCUGCAGUGGCGCCACCGCAGUAUGAGCUUAUUUCUUUCAAUUCCACCACCAUGACAUUUAAUUUGGACAGCUGGAAUGACGGAGGUUGUCCAAUACGUCACUUUCUGCUUCAGUACAAGUCCCAAGGUCAGGUCGAGUGGACAGUGGUCGGUUCUCAACUGUAUCCUGAACAAGGGACAGUAGUUAUUACCGACCUGAAGCCAGGAACGUGGUACCUGAUUCUUAUGGCUGCUGUUAAUAGUGCCGGAGUCACGGAGGAAGAAUACAGGGCCGCAACACUAACACUCUCUGGUGCCACCAUGCUGCCCCCUGGUGACACAAGCCCACAGAGUAGAUAUCGAAGCCUGUAUAUUAUCGUACCUGUUUGUUGUGCUACUGUCGUUCUAAUCGCCAUCACUCUUGCACUUUUCUUCAUCUUGUGUCGUCGUCGAACUUCAACGUCUUCCAACACUUACGAAGGGGUUCGGAGCAUAGAUGACCCCAAGGGAGACGUGAUUGCCAUGACAGAUCUGGAAAAGCAGUAUGGUGACGUCACGGAGUCUGCGUACUUCCCUUCGCCUUACGCCACUACUCGCGUCCCUGUCUUUCCUCGCGAAGUAAUGUCUCGAGAUGGCGCCCCAGGUUGUCGUAGUCUUGUCCGGUCUACCACCAGAGGUCACGACAAUAAUUAUGACGUACCACAGCCG